Molecule: messenger RNA, 1509 nt
Organism: Carcharodon carcharias (great white shark)
Lineage: Eukaryota; Metazoa; Chordata; Chondrichthyes; Lamniformes; Lamnidae
Product: melanin-concentrating hormone receptor 1-like
Biological process (GO): neuropeptide signaling pathway
Cellular component (GO): membrane; neuron projection
Molecular function (GO): melanin-concentrating hormone receptor activity; neuropeptide binding
Source: RefSeq, a predicted model, not a curated record
AUGGGCAUCAAACGACAACUUGUCCAGCCUAGUAGAAUAGCAGUUAAAGACGUUUGCUUCACUAUUUCUGCUCCCAGAGCUUAUAAUGACUCUCCUGCUUGUCAGCCAGAUGUGAAGAGUUUGAGCAUUUGCUUACUGCCUGUGACCAAGCUAAUGCAUUUCAUCUUGGUCCAUUUAUUCUUCCUGGCUGAGAAUGGAAUAACAUUAGCUUUGGAUCUAGAGAAGAGCGUGUGUGGCCUUCCUUCUGUACAUGAGCUUGCACUAUCGGUGUCAGUGGGCAAGUUACCAGAUGACCCUGAUCCUGUUCGUUCUUAUGCACUUUCAAGCAGUGAUCACUGGAUAGCAGUGAGGCAGGAGGCCUGCAAACAAGCUGCUCCUCCUCCUCCACCUCACUUCCUCCCCCACUGCGCCCCAAACCCUUUGUUGGCUGAGAAUGGUAAAGUUAGCACAGAUGUGGGGUUUGGACCUGACGCUUUAGACUUCUCGGGAGAUGUUCCACAUCAGCUCUCUAACACCAAUUUCAUCCUGCCUUCCUUGUUUGGGAUCAUCUGUUUCUUUGGGAUCGUGGAGAACUACAUCGUCAUCAUCGCAGUCAGCAAGAACAGAGUGCCGGACAUCUACAUUGUCAACCUGUCUAUUGCCAGCCUGCUUUUCCUAUUGGGAAUGCCUUUCCUCAUCCAUCAGCUGGUGGGCAAUGCUGUGUGGCACUUUGGAGAGACUCUGUGCACCAUCAUCACUGCCAUGGAUGCCAACAGCCAGUUCACCAGUACCUACAUCCUUACUGCUAUGUCCAUUGACCGCUACUUAGCGAUGGUUCACCCUAUCUCAUCUCCUCACUUUAGCAAGCCCUUCAUUGCAACGUUAAUCAUAUGCCUGCUUUGGUUUGUCUCGCUCAUCAGCAUUACUCCUGUCUGGAUGUACACUGGCUUGAUCCUUCUCGGGGAGAGCAGCAUUCACCUGCCCAAUCCUCAAACAGAUAUCUACUGGUACACCUUCCUCCAGUUGUUUUUGGCACUUGCUGUGCCCUUCCUGGUGAUCAGUGUGGCUUAUGUCAGGAUAUUACAGCACAUGACCUCAGCCACUCCUACCACUCAGAGAAGUGUACGACUGAGAACCAGAAAGGUCACGUGGACUGCAGUUGCCAUCUGUUUGGUGUUUUUUAUCCAUUGGGCUCCAUUCUAUGUUUUGCAGCUCACCCAACUUUCCAUUGACCAACCUACUUUGCCCUUUUACUAUGCCUACAACUCAGCAAUAAGCCUUGGCUUUGCCAACGGCUGCCUCUACCCAUUUGUGUACAUCGGCCUGUGUGAGAGUUUCCGAAGAAAGCUGGUGCUGGUCUCCUGUCACCGGUCUCCAAAUCCCCAAAAUGAAGCAGGAAAGCUCAUCGUGUGAGCAAGUCAAGUAGAAGGUGGAGCGAGGGUCAAAGGCAGGAACAAGGUGUGGAAGGUCUCAAUCCUGCUUUAAGUGGUGACUACACUUUGAAAGCACUUCAUUGGCAUUUUAAAAAAU